Messenger RNA from Coffea arabica (coffee), 1026 nucleotides. RefSeq lists its product as uncharacterized. Gene Ontology annotation, biological process: ERAD pathway; ubiquitin-dependent protein catabolic process. Lineage: Eukaryota; Viridiplantae; Streptophyta; Magnoliopsida; Gentianales; Rubiaceae. The record is from RefSeq and is a predicted model, not a curated record. Gene Ontology annotation, cellular component: VCP-NPL4-UFD1 AAA ATPase complex. Gene Ontology annotation, molecular function: polyubiquitin modification-dependent protein binding.
AAACAUAAACUCGACGAGGGAAACAAAAUUCCGAUGCCUGCUUCGGCUUUAGAUUGCCUUUCUGCUCUCAGGAUUCAUUACCCCAUGAUGUUUUCUAUACAAAAUAUUUAUGACGAUUCUGGUGGCCGCACUUCUCAUUGUGGAGUCUUGGAGUUCACAGCCGAAGAGGGCUCAAUCUUCGCUCCACAGUGGAUGAUGGACAGCUUGAAGAUCCUCGAAGGAGACCUCGUACUCCUCAAGAGCGUCUAUCUUCCUAAGGGUACUUUCGUGAAGUUGCAGCCGCAUACAACUGAUUUCAUCAAUCUUUCCAAUCCUAAAGCUGUUUUGGAGAAAACCCUCCAAAGAUAUGCUUGUUUGACAACCGGAGACACGAUCACAAUCUCUCACGAUAAGAAGAAGUUUCAGAUUGACGUACUUGAGGCCGAACCAAGCCCUGCAAUUAGUAUCAUUGACACGGAUUGUGAGGUAGAUUUUGCGGCUCCUUUGGAUUACAAGGAACCUGAGAAGAAAGCCUCGCAGAAGGCUGAAGAGGAGAAGCCUAAGUUUGUAGCGUUUUCAGGCUUAGCAAGGCGAGUAGAUGGGGCGCCGCUGGCACAUAUGUCCGAUAUGGUAGCAGAAAAACUGGAGAAGAAUGUGAUCAGUAAAAAGAAUUCAACGAAAACCUGUGACUGUGAAGGACCAGGAAAGAAGAUGGUGUUUGGUUCGAACACGAUCAAUGAGGAAACCCCAAACAAAUAUGACGUCAAGAAGGAAGAAACCACGGAAGAAACCGCCAUCGCUGCAGCCGCUGUUCUGGCUGAUUAUUUGACAAGAUUGGCAUUGGAAAUGGUAAUGGUAAUGAUUGGCAUUGGUUUGAUCUGCAACAAGGCUAAUGUUGGGUCUAUGAGGAUGACAAGGCUCUGCCCUAAACAGGCCGAGGAGUGGCAUGGUCAUAUUCUCGAACCACCUUCUAUAAUACAGCAAAGCCAGUUUUGCAACCAAGAAUGUUCGGAAGAUAUGGCUGGUUUCAGUCUGACUUGUGAUUAA